Molecule: messenger RNA, 545 nt
Organism: Meriones unguiculatus (Mongolian gerbil)
Lineage: Eukaryota; Metazoa; Chordata; Mammalia; Rodentia; Muridae
Gene: Ndufb11
Product: NADH:ubiquinone oxidoreductase subunit B11
Exons: 3
Coding region: 1-456 (151 amino acids)
Source: RefSeq, a predicted model, not a curated record
AUGGCGGCCUGGCUGUUAAGUUUGUACGCUCGCCGCCUUUCAGCAGCUGUGGCGAUACGAGGGCUCCCGGUUGCCCGCGUUCGCUGGGAAUCCUCCAGGGCUGUAAUCGCCCCAUCCGCUGUGGAAAGAAAGCGGCAACAAGAACCGACCAUGCUCUGGCAGGAGGACCCAGAACCCGAGGACGAAAACGUCUAUGCGAAGAACCCAGAUUUUCAUGGUUAUGACAACGACCCUGUGGUGGACGUCUGGAAUAUGCGGGCUGUCUUCUUCUUUGGUUUUUCCAUUGUCCUGGUCUUUGGUACCACUUUUGUGGCUUAUUUGCCUGACUACAGGAUGCAAGAGUGGUCCCGCCGGGAAGCUGAGAGACUUGUGAAAUACCGAGAAGCCAAUGGUCUCCCCCUCAUGGAUUCCAACUGUUUUGAUCCCAGCAAGAUCCAGUUACCAGAAGAUGACUGAUGAAUUAUUGAGAGAACUUAAGAAGCACUACUUUGCCCCCUGUUAUUCUCCUGGUUCCUCAGAACACUGUAUUAAAGGAAUUACAUGUA